CGAUGAACGAAAGUGAAGAGCAGACGCACUUGAAAAUUUGAGACGUUCGAAACCAAAACAAAACAAGGACGUUUGUUGCUCCGACGCACAAGAUAUUUGUGCCAUCGUGCAAUCUUCUCGUUGACAUAUUUGUUCGAAUUCGACAGCAGAAGCAUGGGAAAUGACGGAGGAACCAUUCCGCGGAGGGACGAGUUGGUGCGAUUGAAAAAGAAGAAAGAAAAGAAAGAUAGAGAUUCAGAACUGUCUUUCCGCUGGCGCCACUGCAACAUAACUCAAGAACCUCUGGAGGAACCUAUAUCGGCUUGUGGCCUUGGAAGACUCUACAAAAAACAAGCAGUUAUAGAAGCAUUACUAGAUCGUAAUUUGCUUCCUGAAUCGGCGAGUCACAUCAAGAGUCUUAAGGAUAUCCGUGAUCUUCGUCUCACUCCCAACCCAUCUUUUAAAACUGAUGCCGAAAAAGGUGAUGGUUACAUUGACCGAGCUACAUCACCCUACAUUUGUCCUCUCACUGGUCUUGAGGUGACUGGUAGAUUUCGCUUUAUUUUUCUCUGGAGUUGUGGAUGUGUUUUUGCUGAGCGGGCAAUGAAGGAAGUCAAGGCCAAAAGCUGCCUUAAGUGCCAGGCACCCUUCAAUGAAGAGGACAUCAUCAUCUUAAAUGGAACUGAAGAGGAGGUGGACGGAUUACGAGUGCGAUUAGAAGCCCGUCAGGCUAGAGCAAAGGCAGAAAAGAAGGCUAAAUCAGAAGCCAAAAAGAAACUGAAAGCUGAAGUACAAGAUUCAGGAGUACCAACUGAAUCGAUCCCAUUCCAACCAUCUGUUGCAUCAGCAUCUUCAGUACCCAAGGAGACUCUUUCUUCCGGAACUGCCAAGCUGCCCAGCAGUUCCAAAAUAAUUCCAAGUGCUGCAGCAGGCUCCUCCAAGAUGACAGUCGGGAUGGGUGCCAAGCCCCUUGCAGGUGACAAAAGAUCAGCUACAGAUAAGUUCAAUGAUCCUGCAUUCAAAAAAUCAAGAGAAUCAUACCGGGUUGCUGCCGAUCCCAAGGCAACUGAAGUAUUCAAGUCUUUGUUUACAUCUCACAAGAGUCAUGAGAGUCAAACCAGAGCACAUUGGGUAACAUAUAAUCCGUUUUAUAACUAACUUCCAACAUACAUUAUCUGACGUUAUCAAUACGGGCAUAAAAACUUAUAUUCAUCUUAUUCUAAUUUUUCCAUGGGGAGUGUGAAUAAUUGUUUGAACAGGCAAUAAACAGUUUUCAGUAAUAA
This is a messenger RNA of Thrips palmi, 1262 nucleotides long. RefSeq names its product replication termination factor 2. Lineage: Eukaryota; Metazoa; Arthropoda; Insecta; Thysanoptera; Thripidae. The coding region runs from base 154 to 1137 and encodes 327 amino acids. Gene Ontology annotation, cellular component: nucleus. The transcript has 5 exons. Gene Ontology annotation, biological process: mitotic DNA replication termination; site-specific DNA replication termination at RTS1 barrier. The record is from RefSeq and is a predicted model, not a curated record.